This is a messenger RNA of Phaeoacremonium minimum UCRPA7, 1104 nucleotides long. RefSeq lists its product as hypothetical. The coding region runs from base 1 to 1104 and encodes 367 amino acids. Lineage: Eukaryota; Fungi; Ascomycota; Sordariomycetes; Togniniales; Togniniaceae. The record is from RefSeq and is a predicted model, not a curated record. The transcript has 4 exons.
AUGGAACCCGCGAAACCGCGGUGGUUUGAGGACGCAGCAGGCAGCAAAGCAUUAUCACGGCCGAAGGAGAUCUUACAAUCACACCAAAGCUUCCAGGACCAUUUGAAGAGCGCGAUAAAGUCCAAAGAUGGAGAAGUCAAGUUGGCCUCUACGAAAGAGGAGCUCCUAGAUCAGAUCGAGGAAGCACGAGGUGGUCUACCUCGUCGCGAGUCGGCAAUACGCAACUUCAGGGCGGCCUCCGCGACACAUCACGGAUACGUGCUAGAUAGGCAGCAAGGAAUCAAGAAAGUGAGCAAAUGGGCUCAGGGACAUGCCAACACUUUCGGGCAGCUCGUGGAGAAGUACUCGAAAGUUAUCGAAGCUGUUGCAACGGCUGGCGGUCCCUAUGGAACAGUUGCCUAUCAAACGUUCUCGAUUUUGUUGUCUGUAUGUGUAAAUAAGGUGAAGAACGAUAACAAAGUUAUCGACUUGCUAGAAGAGCUUCGCAAGUCACUACCGAAGCUGGAAAACUGGGACAACAUCUACCCUACAGAUGUCAUGAGAAGGCUCGUUGCCACGGCAUACGCGCAAGUCAUAGACUUCUCGAGAAGAGCCGCCGAGUACCUAUCUCGUUUCCGCAAAAGGUUUCUCUUUGCUCUCCUCCCCGUUCUCGCCUCAGGGUUCGACGAAACUGCAGCGGAAAUUCACAAAACGCUGGCAGAGAUUAACGCAGAGGCUAUGUACGAACUCCACAAGACAUCUCAGAGAACCGAAGCUCAGGUCAACAACUCCGCAAAGACGAUUGAGCAUCUCAAGGAACAAGCUAAAGAGGCACAAAAGGGGCAACAAGAAUUGCUAGUACAGAAUAGGGAACUCAAACUUAUGGGUCAAGAAGCUGAGCGUAUGCGGUUGAAGCUUCUCUCGCAGAACGAGGAGUUGAAAGAGAAACUAGAGCAACAAGAACGACAAUUCAAGCUUCAGCAGGAACAAGAUGACAAGAGCCGACUAACAGCAUUUGAGAAUGUUUUGGAAGUGAGACGCUCUUUGCCCAUGUUUACCUCAACCCUAAAGUUGUUGACCACAACUACAGAUAUCUUAUCCACAUCCUGGAAUGAAUAUACUUAG